AAGAAGUAGUAGUACCAUUGCGGAUGCUGGUCUGCCUAGUCACGGACGGCCUUGGUUUUGCUUGGUGCCUUUUUGUUGACUUCCACCGGUGGCAGCAGCAGCAGCACCUCCCCCUGAUUGCCUUUCGUAUCCGUGUUGUUUCCGUGUGAAAUUCCAGCGGGGACUUUAAGGUUUUGCGAAGCGCCCAUAUCUCAGCCUCACAAACAAGUAGUGCUGGUGUAACACAGGGGGCGGUCAUCCUUUCGCCCCAGGACCGACCAUAACCCGCAUCCGUUCAACCGUUCGUUUCGCUUCGUUCACGCGAAUUUCCCCACCCAGCUAUCAACAGCACCAGCAGAAGGACAACAGCAGCAUCUGCGAGUAGCAUCCAUCCCGGUUCUGUGUAGCUUCCUUACUUGCUCGCUGCUCGACCGACGAGAUGGCUGACUCGUUGUCGCCAGAAGCUGAGUGCUUCGAAAUGCUUAAGGCACUGUACGACUUCACCGCCGGUUAUCCGAAAACGAUCAGCUUCGAUGAGGGCGAGUACUUCAUCCUGCACCAGACAAGCGCCCGGCAGCGGAACUGGUGGCAGGUGGUCAGCAUGAAGGGCAACAUCGGCUUCGUGCCGUCGAACUACGUCAUGAAGUUGAAGGUGAAUCCCAACUUCCUGAACGGGUUUCUCGAGUCGAGCAUCGAAUCGCUGCGGCUAUCGACCGACAAGGAGAUCAACGGCAUCAUCGGUCGCGACGAGCUGAUCAGCCGGUUACUGCAGAAGAAGCGCAAGCUGGAGAAGCUGCUGAAGUACGAGCAGUCGGAUAGCGAAUCGGAACCACCGUCCUCGCCGCGGAAGCUAUUGAACGCCACGUACGUGAGCCAGCCUUGCGAGGAGGUUAGUGCAUCGGUAUCGGCCAGCGGGUCGGUCUCCUCCUCGUCGCAUGCAGCUGGCACAAGCGCUGGCAAACAAUCGAGCAAAGUAGCCCCAGGCACACUGCACCACCAGUUCAUCCCGGAGAGCCCGAGCUUUGACGUACUGGCGGCAAAGACGGGCGAGCCACAGCCAGAAGGGGUAGAACCGGCGAUUACGGUGGCGGUGACGGGGGCUGCCAUGGACACUGGCAACAGUAAUACCGUCUCGUCGGAGGUCUCGUCGGAAGCGGAAGCCACCAGCCACGAUACGGUGACGACGGCCACCCUGACCACGACCAGCGACGAGCUAACGGCCUUCUCGUGCGUCCAAAUGGAAGCGCGAGCCGCCAAGGAGCGGGUCGUUCAAGACACCACUGCACAAGCGGGCGAGGCAGGUGCAAGGCAGAAGGAGCAAGAGGAGCAGGAAGUGGAAGAGGAGGAAGAGGAUGAGGACGAGGAUGGGCAUCGGUCAGCAGGCGCGACGGACGGUGGUGGACCGGGUGAGCUGGGCAACCAGACGGACCAGGAGCUGCAGGAGAUGGAAACGUCGAACAAUGGCGAGGACGAUGUGACGGUGAGUGAGAAUGAACCACAUCCGCCGCCACCGGGCAGAGUGGGCCAUGGCCAUACGCCUCCCGUAGGCAGCCCACCACGCAGUGCUGCCACCGCCGUCGGCGGCGUAGCUGCAGCUCUAUCGACGAAUGGGGAGCGCGAAUGCGAAACGGCGAGCAAUCAAGUGGGCCAGGCCGAGGGUGGUGGUGGUGGUGACGGUCCGUCGCCAUCCUCAUCGCCAUCGGCUUCGCUGACGAAGGUGGAACCGGCCGAUGUGUACCAGAUUGUGGAUGCGAUACGGAACAGCACCCGGCUGAGCCACGAGCUGUCGUGCGUGGCGCUGCGGGUGGUACUGAGCGAGCUCGAGGGGCUGCUGCCGUCGGCCGUCGUGCGAAUGCACCUCGAGCCGAUUGCCCAGCAUCUAGCGGCCCCGCUCGACGUGACUGAUGUGCUGCUCGGCCAGACGCACGACGCGCUCCGGCUGCGCGUCAUCUUCGCGGAGCUGUCCGAUUGCAAGAACGACGCCGAGCAGCGCACCUGGAUGCUGCACGAGGACGAGGCCGACAUCAGCGAGUAUCUGACCGAGCUGAUACGCAUCCUGACCGAUGCGGAUCCGAAGAUCUGCCGCAGCGAGAUGGCGUGCGACCACUACCAGAGCAUAAUCAACCUCGUGCUCUACUAUCAGAUGGAGACGCGCUGGUCCAUCCGGAAGCUGCUACUGAAGGCAUUCCACGCGAUGUGCCACCUCGACUACACCACCGUGGACAUCCUGCUGGGCUCGGUGCUGCCACUCGAGCUCGUCCAGGAUAUGGUAUCGAACGCGCGCAACGUCGAGAAACUCCAGGAACUAGCCAACAUGCUGAUCAUCAUAUUUUCCAUCGGCCGUCGCAUGUCGAUCCAUCAACAGGAUCAUCUCCGGGCGGACUUUGUCAUCUUCCUGCUGAACCUUAUCGAGUCGCCGCCGGACUGCGACGUGCGGGAGUUGCUGCCGGACAUCAUGACCAACCUGAUUCUGUCGUUCAACCUGCAGUUCGAACACUGCGGCGACAAUGUGGUGCUCGAUGCGAUGGAGCAGCUUAAGACGGCCAAAACGUUCACCGAGAAGAUACUGAUGCUCAUCAACCGGGAAGAAGACCCAGUCCACACGCUCAAGCACACGCCGGUUAGCAUCAAUCCCGUGCUGAAGAUGCUGGUCGAUUUGUUCAGUCGCCCAGAAACGGCUUCCAUUUUCUACACCAACGACAACAAGGUGCUAAUCGAUAUACUGGUCCGUCAGCUGUCGGAUCUGUCGGCUGGUGAACCAAUCCGGAAAUGGUACCUGGAGCUCUGCCGGAAGAUACUGCGGAACACCAACUAUCCGGAGCACCAGCAUCGCAAACAGGACCUGAUGAAAAUUUUCACGCGCAUCUUCUGCGAGGAGAUGGAGUGCAGUGCUAGCGAUCAGCAGAUCGUGCGCGAGAUCGCCAACGAGUUCCCGCAGAUCUUCAAGGCGUGAAUUGCCCCCUACCCCUCCCCGGGCAAUUACACCGAACUGUGCCACACCCGCACUGUGUGUAAUGUGGAGCAGCGGAGCAUAGAGGCCAUGGUAUAAGGAAAGAUAGAGAGGAGGAAAGAUAAUGGUAUAGACCUACGAGUAGAGAAUUUCAAACAUGAUUAUUCACACACUAAGGUCCAGUAGGCUGAAAGGAACUGUUUGUUGAAUGCCCUUUGGUUUCAGUUUCCAACCAGAGAGACUGCUGACUUACGCGAGGGCCCUGCUCCAGGCAGACCCAGUAGAUUUCUUCGUGCACAAAGCAUAGGAGGAUAAGAAUGAUGCAUUUACAGAAGUAGGAGUCAGGCUGUCCACAACACUGAAAGAAAAAAAUGCAUGGUUUAUACACGUUCGUUCGCAUACGUUUCGCAUUACAGACACACACACCGCUAGGGUCCGGAACGAACGCGAACCGGGUUACCGGAGUUUGCAAUCAAUUUUAUAAUACUCGUUGAACGAUUUCGAUUCGUUCGUAUGAAAUGUUA
This is a messenger RNA of Anopheles aquasalis, 3453 nucleotides long. Its product is annotated as NCK-interacting protein with SH3 domain. NCBI's taxonomy places the organism in Eukaryota, Metazoa, Arthropoda, Insecta, Diptera, Culicidae. Gene Ontology annotation, molecular function: protein binding; Arp2/3 complex binding. Gene Ontology annotation, biological process: endocytosis. The record is from RefSeq and is a predicted model, not a curated record.